Molecule: messenger RNA, 2171 nt
Organism: Python bivittatus (Burmese python)
Lineage: Eukaryota; Metazoa; Chordata; Lepidosauria; Squamata; Pythonidae
Product: heat shock transcription factor, Y-linked-like
Biological process (GO): regulation of DNA-templated transcription
Molecular function (GO): DNA-binding transcription factor activity; sequence-specific DNA binding
Source: RefSeq, a predicted model, not a curated record
CAGUACAGCUGCAAUAAGUGUUGCUCAGUUCAGUAUCUUUUCCUGUCAUUAUGAUCUCGUUUGCUAGGAAACCAGCAUUCAUUGUGUGAUGUCACACCUGCACCAGAUAAGCAUUGUGAUGUUCUAGAACUCCUUCUUGAAGCUCCUGCCAGCUAGCAUCAUUUUUAAUAGACCUGCCGGCACCUUAUCGGCAUGGUUUGACAAACAGCAUAAAUGGCUACAGCUGAAAGUUACCUGGGUGAUAAGAGGGAAUUGGAUACAGAUCUUCCCACUGUGCAAACUCAGUCUAUUUCAGCUGAAGAUGAAAUGGUUCCUCCUGCAAUGUCAAUUUCCUCCACUCCGUUGCAUGAUAAAACCGCAGCCGGCGACUUUGCUUUGAGGUCUAUGAUAGAAGAAAAUGCCUUUCAAGCUCUGAGCGAUGGGCCCUGGGCGAAACGGCCACGCCUUGCACUCUGUGAAGAAGGCGCUCUCGAAGACAAUGAUUUUCUAUCCCUCACCUUCCCCAAGAAACUCUGGAAGAUCGUCGAAAGCGAUCAGUUUAAGUCUCUGUGGUGGGACGAUGACGGGAACUGCGUGGUGAUCGACGAAGAGCUUUUCAAGAAGGAGGUGCUGGAAAGGAAAGGGCCUUUGCGCAUCUUUGAAACUGACUGCAUGAAGAGCUUCAUUCGUCAGCUGAACCUCUACGGCUUUAGCAAGAUGAGGCAGAAUUUCCAAAGAUCGGCCUCCCUCGUUGAAUUUUUAGCGGAAGAAAAAGCCGCUUACGCGUUUAGCAAGCUACAAUUCUACCAUAACCCAAAUUUUAAGAGAGGAUGUCCUCACCUUCUCACGAGGUGCAAGCGAAGAGUUGGGAUCAAAAACACACCACCUGUUGCUUUCUCAUUAGAGGAAGAUUUCAGUGAAAUCUGCUUGAAGAGCAGGUCAAGAAGCCCAGAAGGUCCAACUUCUCUGGGACCUUCUUCCAGGGACAACAGUUUCCUUACAACGUCCCCCAAGGACAAAAUGCAUAAAUCUGGUCUCCGGAAGCCUACAGUGACAAAAUGCCUUGCUGGAACAGUAGGUCGGCUUAGGAGUGGAUUUGCUGCUUCUCCAACCCCUUUAAGGGCCUCCGAUCAGGGGCCACCUGAGGACACUGAUAACAAGAUAAACCAGCUGGCACCUUUCCAUCUGCCCCAGCAUACCAACCACGCUCGAGUCAACACACACGAGAUCGAUUCCACCACCACCACAUCCGCCACCUCUUUGUAUCACGUCAUACCUCCUGUACCCAACAGUCCCUUUGCACCAAUGAUGGGGCUGCCCACUUUCCCAACCAUGUAUCCAGACUUAUCAGCCAUGCAAGCUCAUUGGGCCAGCAUUCUCCCAUUUUGCAAUCCGUGGUUCUCCAUGCCAAUGAUAGCUGCCGCUUCGGCCAUUUCUAUGUCGAGAUCUUCCCAUCACCACCGAACUCCUUCAUACCACCACUGUCCUAACUGCAACUGUACUUCCACUGCUCAGUCUGCUUCCAAAGGAGCGGGACCCAAAACCACAGAAUACGCUGGGUACCAUCGAUAAAGCACAAGAGACUGCUGGAGACAUUUGAGCCUUUUUAAAAGAAGGGAAUUAACCAUGGCAUGGACUGAAGAAUAAACUUCGUUCUUCCUGUCUGGUUUACCUAGGUUAACUUCUUUGUAUUUCUUUCAUCGUGGAUGACACAGGAGGAAUGUGUUUUCCUCAACGGUUUCCUUGUUAACUGUGUAGAUUAAGGAGAAAUAGCUAGGGAAGUCGUUGCGCUGAUUUGAAUUAAUACCUUUCCACUCCUGUUCCAGAUUCUAAAAGAAAAUCUGUAGUCUUAAAAAAAAGAGUCAUUUCAGAGUCCUUGGCCUCUGCAGGGAAUAUUGUGAAGUUGGUGGAUUGUGGCUAGGAACAUUUGACUGGAGAGUCCGUGUAAAUAGCACACUAGAGGCCAUCUGAGUGAAAAUCUGCAGCCAAGAUCCCUGAGAAUGGAACCGGUUAAAAAUCUAGAGAUUUGGGAGUGGCACCGGAGCUUGGAAAGAAGAGCCAAGCGUUGUCGCAAAGAUUUAAUUUGGGUACAGUACAUGAAAUGGUGCUAUAUUGGGUGGGUCACAAUUACCUGUUUUGUGGGCAUUACUAUUUGUUGGGGAAGGUGACUUGCAGGUUUUCAAGGUGGGUAU